Messenger RNA from Planococcus citri (citrus mealybug), 1888 nucleotides. RefSeq names its product KICSTOR complex protein kaptin-like. The transcript is spliced from 9 exons. The record is from RefSeq and is a predicted model, not a curated record. Gene Ontology annotation, cellular component: actin cytoskeleton; lamellipodium; KICSTOR complex. NCBI's taxonomy places the organism in Eukaryota, Metazoa, Arthropoda, Insecta, Hemiptera, Pseudococcidae. Gene Ontology annotation, molecular function: actin filament binding. Bases 113 to 1399 code for a protein of 428 amino acids. Gene Ontology annotation, biological process: actin filament organization; negative regulation of TORC1 signaling; cellular response to amino acid starvation.
UAUUUUGAUUUCAUCUAAUCAAUUUUGAUUUUGAAAAUUUUAAAAACGAAAUGUAUUGAAUAACAGUUUGAAUAAAUGCAUUAAUUAAUAAUUGUUUAAUGCAUUUUUAUCGAUGGAUAAUCUGAUCGACAGUCAUUACCUACAACUACCAUCUCAAGGAAACAUCUACUUAUCUGCAAGACUCCAAAAAGCUGAUGGAUCGAAUAGAAUUAUUGUCGGUUGCUUGAGAAGAAAAGUCUUCGUUGUAGAAUACCGAUGUAACGAAGAGUUUUUAGAACCCAUUACAACAGAGGUUUACUUUGCUUACAUAUCCAAUGGUGCAGAAAUCACAUCUAUCAAUGUAUUCAAUAGAUCAAAAACUAUGGACGAUUUUGUCAUCGGAAUUGUCAUCAUGAGAAAUACUGAAACAGGUACUAGCGCUCAUCUGAAUCUAUAUUGUGAAUAUGAUCUCGAACCUGAUGUAGAACUUAGUUUAGAAACAAUUGGACAGCAUUGUGAAAGUCUUAUGUUGGAUUAUAUUCCUUAUGGAUUACAUCAUACUCAAAUAUCACCUCAUCAAGUGAACGGAUCUUAUGAAAAUCUUUGGUUGUUACCUGGAAGUGAUAAUAAAAUCCAUGCUUAUCGAGGUCGUUACCAUGAUCGAAAUUUUGUUGAGAUAUCUGUUGGCGAUUUUUUUGUUGAAUUUGAAGACGUACCAGCAAUUGUGAUGUGUAUUAAAGUUCUCUAUUACAAUAAUUACCACCAUCGAAUUUCUAGUCUUGGAUGUGAAAAUGGACAAGUACGUUGUGCAAUAGUGGAGUGCAAAAGUAAUCAUAUUUUGAGAUUACUAAGUACAGAAUAUGAAAAUCCCAUUUCCAGCGUUCAGUUAUUUACAUUAAAAAUGCCAGAGAUUCCCGUCGAUGAUAUCGAACAAUAUAUUCAAAAUGAUGAUUUAACAUUCUUAGAAAAGAACCCCGAAGUUAAUUUACUCGUUACGAACACACUGUUUCAUUCUGAAGUUUUCAUGGACGUACUAAAGUAUGAUUUCAAAAAUCGACACUGCCUCCAUGAAAGCACUCUUUACGAUGCUUGCUUAUGCUCGGUUAUAGCGGAUGUAGAUUUUGAUGGCAAUAAAGAAAUUAUUUUAGGAACUUAUGGUGAGGAAUUAUUGUUAUUUAAAUACGUCAAUAAUGAAACGUGGAAAAUGAUUGGGCAAAAGAGUAUCCCGAAUCCUGUCCAUAAAUUGUACUAUGUUGACUUGACUGAAGAUGGUGUUAGCGAGCUGAUAACAGUAACUGCCAAAGGCCUCCACGUUUACCAGCAUAAAUUGAAAGACGUUCACAAAUUGAUCAGCUCUAGAAUUGAGAAGUUGGAUAAAGAACGGUUAGAGGAAUUAAUUCUAAAAGAAAACCGGUCAUGAAGUAUGAAAAGUUUAAAACAGUAUCAAGCAGCCUGUCAAAGCCAUUUGUUUGGAAGUGAAAUCCGAACUUUAUUUUCAUCAUAAAAAAAAUUUACGACUGAAAAAAUACACUGCUCGAUUUUUGAUUUUAUGACCGGUUAAAAGUACAUAUAUUUUACUAUUUUUACUAUACGUAAGUACCUACCUACCAAUUUGAUGUGGAUUUCCAUACAAAAACAAAGACUCCUUUGCAUUGGUCUUAGAGAUCAAAGGAAGGGAGUGUCAAAUUUUAAAAUCAUACAUUUGAUUCAAUUGAUGCAAAAGCAUAAUUUACCUUCAGGAGGGGGGGGGGGGGGGGGGUUGAUGAAAUAGAAGUCGAUCCUAUACAUCUUGUUUUAUAGGCUUCCAAAUGAAAUUAUUUUUCUGUAGUUUUAUUAAUUUUGUGCAAAUGUGAUCAAAAUUGUCUACCUUUUCUACUGUUUUUUAAAUAAAUGAACGCCUUGUUUUGUU